This is a messenger RNA of Copidosoma floridanum, 1728 nucleotides long. RefSeq names its product xaa-Pro aminopeptidase ApepP. The record is from RefSeq and is a predicted model, not a curated record. NCBI's taxonomy places the organism in Eukaryota, Metazoa, Arthropoda, Insecta, Hymenoptera, Encyrtidae. Gene Ontology annotation, molecular function: metalloaminopeptidase activity.
UGCAUGCGUUGCAAGUAGCAUCAUGAAUUCAUAAAUACACGAAAAUGCGUUCGUCAAGUUUUUAAACUAUUAUUGUUAACUACAAAAAUAUUUUAUUGUGUUAAUAUAACUGAAACCAGUUUCUUUGCAGUUUGUUAUUUUUGUCCCAAAAUGGCUGAAUUAAGUGGAAAGCAGAAACUGGCUCACCUCAGACAAUUUAUGAGCGAUGUUAGAGUUGAGAAUGGAAAGGGCAUUCAAGCUUUCAUUAUUACAGGAGAUGAUGCUCAUCAAUCUGAAUACAUCGGGGAGCAGGAUAAAAGAACUCAAUACAUAUCAGGUUUUCGAGGUUCAUCAGGUACAUCUAUUAUUACUCCUGAACAUGCUUUGCUUUGGACAGAUGGCAGAUACUUUGCUCAAGCACUUAUGGAAUUGGAUCCGUCUGAUGCAUGGACUCUCAUGCAAGAAGGACUACCAGAAACACCAUCAUUAGAAAACUGGUUGAUUUCAUCUUUACCUGCAAAUUCAAGAGUUGGUGCUGAUCCCAAUUUAAUUAGUAAUUUAACGUGGGAUCGUUUAAAAAAUAGUUUGUCUGUAGCUGGGCAUACUUUGCUGCCUAUUGAAGAUAACUUAGUUGAUAAAGUAUGGGGUAAUAAUAAACCUACUCGUAUUCUUAAUAAAAUAUUACCGCAAAAUAUUGUCUAUUCUGGAAAAACAGCAGGAAACAAAGUAAGUGAUUGUAUCCGAGAGAUGCAGAAACACAAGGUAACGACUCUCAUAUUAACAGCCCUUGAUGAAAUUGCUUAUUUACUUAAUUGGAGAGGUUCAGAUAUUCAAUAUAAUCCUGUUUUCUUUGCGUAUGUUAUUUUGCAUAAAAGUAAGGUCUUCAUUUUUACAAAUGAAAAAAGUGUAACAAUUGAAGCAAGACAACAACUGUUAAACGAAGGAGUUGACUAUGAAAUCGAAUUAUAUGAGAAUGUGAAACUAUUUUUGCGAAAAAUAAUCUCGUCAAAUAAUAGUCAAACAGUUUGGAUUUCAAACCAUUCGUCUCACUCCUUACACUGUGAGUGUAAGUCUGUAUCGAUUUACACAGCUAUUUCACCUGUUUGUUUAAUGAAACUUAUCAAAAAUAAAAAUGAAAUCGAAGGAAUGAAAUUGGCUCAUGUUCGUGAUGGCGUUGCUUUAGUUAAAUAUUUUUCAUGGUUAGAGAAUACGAUCACUUCGACUGACAAUAAAGUUUUUGUUACUGAAAUUUCCGGAGCAGAACAACUUGAAAUAUUCCGAAGAGAACAGCAAAAAUAUGUAGGACCCAGUUUCUCGACGAUUUCAGCUGUAGGAAAAAAUGCAGCAAUUAUACAUUAUAAGCCAUCAAAAGCUUCAGACAAACGAAUUGAUACUCAAGAACUCUAUUUAUGUGAUUCUGGUGCACAGUUUUUAGAUGGUACAACAGAUGUGACAAGAACAUUACAUUUCGGCCAGCCAUCUGAUUAUCAUCGCGAAUGUUUUACACGUGUGUUCAAAGGCCAGUGUAGUUUAGCCAGAACAAAAUUCCCAUUAAUGACUAAAGGACAUCAUUUAGAUUCAUUAGCUCGUAAAUACUUAUGGGAUGUGGGUUUAGAUUAUCUUCAUGGAACUGGUCACGGUGUAGGAGCUUAUCUAAAUGUACAUGAACUACCUACUAUGAUUUCGAUGAAACCAUACCUAGAUGAUCCAGGACUGCAAAUUGGAAUGUUUGUAUCAAAUGUAUGCUAA